AUGGAUCAACCUAAUCCAAAUACUCCUAAUCAAGGUCAACGACCGACUGCAACUGUAACUGGUCCAAGUACUUUCAAACAAGGUCGAAAGCGCAUAAUGGAUGUGAUUGAUUUACUGAUUUCCAGACAAAACCAGCAACGACCAAUUGAUGAAGUUGAUCCAAACGCUUCCAAACAAAGUCAGCAACAGCCAAUGAGUCAACCCAGUCCAAGUACUUCCAAACGAAGUCGGAAACGGCCAAUCAAUGAAAUCAGGCCAAGAAUUGAUAACCAAAAUCAGCAACAACCAAUGAACCAAGGCGAGUCUGCCAAACGAGAUCGAAAACAACCGAUUGAUCAACCCAUUCCAAGUACUUCCAGACAAGACCAACAACAACCAAUGGAACAAGGCGAGUCAGGCAAUGCUGUUACAAAUCAAGUGGCUGUAUUAGGCCCAAGAUAUCAGAGAAGCUUUAAUCGUAUAAAGAAGAGGCUUGUAGAGUCUAAAAAGAUUGCAAAAGAAAAACGCGAAGAAUAUUGUAAACAUGCAGACCUCAAAUUCAGUCAGCAGUUAGCGUUAGCAAUGGGCAAAGAAAUAUCUGAACCAAGGCACAAUCCAGACACUGAAAAGAAAUUGAAGCAAGAGUAUGAAAAGGCAAGCAGAAGAGUAUACAGUAUCAGACAUGAUCUGAAAGUGUUUAUGGAAAAGCAUGGUUUAGAAUUUGAAGAACCGGGUUCGGAUUGA
Molecule: messenger RNA, 723 nt
Organism: Batrachochytrium dendrobatidis JAM81
Lineage: Eukaryota; Fungi; Chytridiomycota; Chytridiomycetes; Rhizophydiales
Exons: 1
Coding region: 1-723 (240 amino acids)
Source: RefSeq, a predicted model, not a curated record